GCACGCGUACAUCAUAGCCGUGUGCUCUUUCCGGUGGCGUAGCAGCAGCGGUUAUUAAUAUUUAUGGUCAUCGACUCGAUCUAACAUAAUAUUUAUAGUUAACCUCUGCUACCGAUCUAAAUCUCAAUUUACAGUUCUACGAGAUUUGAUCGUCGCGCGUCUGGUCCACGGAGCUCGUAAAAUCGUUUUAUUUUUUCGAUCCAAACACAUCCACGUUAUCGGUGUUGUGUCGAGGAUACGCGUGGUCGGACGCUGCAACUUCAACUACUACUGUCACUACUACUGCUACUACUUUUUAGUGAGCUUCUUUAAUUUUUAUUCCAAUGGAUCAAAAUCUGCAACAAAAAUUGCAAGUGAACGGCGACAUUGCGAAAGGCCUGGAAGAAAUCACGAUCUCUGAGUCCGCCGAAAACAAUGGUGUUGACGGUGUUACUGAGCAGCGUCCAUACGUCAUACCUUCGCCAUCGUACCUAGCAUCGACCCCGUCGCAUUCAUAUCUUGGAUCUACGCCUCCACAAUCCUUUCGCAGACGAUGCGAUUCGAUGACCGCCAACGAGGAUGGCGACCAGAAUGAGUCCAAAGUUUUAGUUAUCUACACGGGUGGCACCAUCGGCAUGAUCCGAAAUGAUGAUAACAUGUUGGUUCCCACGCCUAGUAAUGGAAACUCCACCGAUUUUCUAAUGGAACACAAGAUGCGCCAAGACCCCCGGUUGUAUGACGCAAAGUAUGCACAACAUAAGUAUGGGGCGGCCAUGAACUGCAGCCCACUAGUUUUACCCCUCGUCAAGGGAUUCCGAAGGAUUGUUUACUCGGUGUACCAGUACCCGGAACUAUUAGACUCAAGCAACAUGUGCAUGCGUGAUUGGCGAUGCAUAGCUGAAGACAUAUGGCAAGCGUACGAACUGUACGACGGAUUCGUCGUGUUGCACGGCACAGACACUCUAGCAUACACUGCAUCCGCACUGUCAUUCAUGUUUGAAAACCUCGGAAAGACUAUAAUCAUUACGGGUGCACAGCUGCCAGUAUUUGACUUGCGGAGCGACGGAAGCGACAACUUCGUUACCAGUUUGCUGAUGGCUGGUAACUAUUGCAUCCCUGAGGUGACGAUUCUUUUCCAUAACAAAUUAUUGCGAGGGAACCGUACUGUCAAAGUCGACUGCGAGAGCUUCGCUGCAUUCGACUCGCCAAAUUUGGCACCACUGGCCGUCAUUGGAAUCGACAUAAAUGUGUCGUUUAGACAGAUUUUCCGACCGAGGUCCAUUGAAAAGUUCGCAGUUCACCUACAACUUGAUGAGAAUGUCAGCUUGCUGCGUAUUUUCCCCAACAUUACAGCUGAUACGGUCAGGACGUUCCUGCAGCCGCCUAUCCGAGGGGUGGUACUUCAAACAUAUGGGGCUGGAAAUUUACCCGGGAACCGUUCCGAUAUCAUGGCUGAGCUGAAGGCAGCCACUGAUAGAGGCGUCAUCGUAUUUAACUGUAGUCAAUGUUUCAAAGGAUCAGUGACAGCCGUAUACCAAACGGGGCAUGUUCUGAAUCAAGUCGGUGUUAUAUCGGGCAACGACAUUACACCCGAGGCGGCACUCGCAAAACUUUCGUACGUAUUAUCCAAAGACGACUGGGAUCUUAGCACCAAGCGAAUGAUGCUUGGUGCGAACUUGAGGGGUGAAAUGAGCGGUGGUCCACCAAAACCACCUCGAAAGAAUCGCGCUGCAGAUGAAUGGGAUCUAGUAGAUGCAGUAGCCCGCACGCUGUUACACGUGAACGGUUCACAAGAGUUGACAGCACUCGGGGGCGUCCUGUUUCCCGCUAUGCUGGGAAACGCCGUCGCUCGUUCCGACUUGAAAAAACUGGACGAGCUCAAGGGCUUCGGAGCUGACUUUUCUGCACAAAAUGCUGACGGCCGUACAGCCUUGCAUCUAGCAUGCGCCUUAGGCGACGCUCGCAUCGUUCGGUAUCUGCUGUUGAACGGAGCUAGUGUACAUAUCAAAGACCAAUUUGACAGGACGCCUUUGAUUGACGCCGUCGAAAACGACCGAAAAGACGUGGUGGCACUAUUACGAAGGUGCGGAGCCCAUCUCAACUCACCCGCUAAGCACGUCGGCCAACAGCUAUGCAAUGCCGCAGCCAAGGGAAAUUUGGAGAGAUUGAAAUCUUAUGCAGCCGCUGGAGCCGACCCAUCUUCUGCUAAGGACAUGUAUGGCAGAACGCCACUGCACGCAGCCGCGCUCACAGACCAAACCGAAGUGGUUGACUACUUGCUGUCGUUACACACAGCUGUCUUAGCACUUGGACAUAUCGAAGCCGGUCCCCCGGCCGAUCUGCUGGGAGCUACUCCAAUAGACGUGGCCCGAGCAGCCGGUCACGCGAUUCUUGCCGAAAAGCUUGUGCAGUAUUUUAACAACUGCAACGUACGCGGAAAAAAGCACUCGCAGAUGCAGUGGAAUGGUGGAGUGGAGAUAAAAGAAAAGGCGUAGCGUGAUUCCUAUACUGCUACAUCGUUGUAAUUCACCUGUAUGAUUAUUAUAAUUUUUAUCUUCGUCAUCAUUAUUAUUAUAAUUAUUAAAUAUUACUCCUAUAACUUUAUAAUUAUUAUUAUUUUGUAAAAUCAUGUCGUAAAACAAAGCGUUACUAUGUGUACGUUACUUAAUAAUGUUCUCUGUAUCAGACAAACAUUAUAUUAUUAUCUUUGACCAUCGCAUAAUGGCACCCAUAGAAGUUAAGUCUCGGCGAUGGACUUUAUUUUGUCCCCUCGCACCAUUGUUCUUUCACUUUCUUUCCUCCUCUCAUUUAUUCUACGACCUUAUUUUAGUUUCAUAUUUCUCGGACCUUUGAGUCAAUGUUUGUACCGAUUUAAUUAAUAAUUACCGAUGUAAUAUAAAAACAAAUCUAUAUAAUUUGAUAUAAAAUGUUAGAUUUUUUUGAAUAAAAAAUUAUUUGUUUUUA
Molecule: messenger RNA, 2943 nt
Organism: Aphis gossypii (cotton aphid)
Lineage: Eukaryota; Metazoa; Arthropoda; Insecta; Hemiptera; Aphididae
Product: L-asparaginase
Exons: 14
Coding region: 324-2474 (716 amino acids)
Molecular function (GO): protein binding; asparaginase activity
Source: RefSeq, a predicted model, not a curated record